CAGCCACUGGGAAAGGGGCUUCGGGCGGCUAUGCAGAGGGACAAUAUUCGCACAGCGUCGAUUGAUGAUGAACCUGAUACUGACAGAGACCGGCGGAGGGCUCAAGAAGAACAUGCUGCUAAAAUAAUUAGGAGGAUGUGGUGGUGUCACAUAAGACACAGACUGUUUAAACUUUUGAAACACACAAUUCGUGCUGCAGAGCAUUGCAUUAGCUAUGAUAUUUUGAAAAGAGUGAGUCCUUUGGAAGCGGAACUUCUUAAAGAACCUACUAUUCAGUGUAAAGUUAAAUUCAGAUUUGCUGGGACUGAUUUCCCCCCUUUCGUUGUGUUCAAGAUAUUUUGCAAGUCAAAAAACCAAAGCAGCAAGUACAUAAGUGGAAAAAGAAUAAUAACAUCAACAAGUGAGGCAGCUGCUGAUGCUUGCAAAUUAAUGGGAUAUCGGAAAUAUUAUAAUCAAAUGCUGCAGGAUGAACUUCAGUAUAAGAAAUAUGGUAUAAUAGAUGAGAUGGAUGUUGCAACAAUAAAAGACUACAUGAAAUAUAUCAGUUAUAUGGAUGAGACUCCAUCAUACUUUGGUGGUAGGCAUAACUACUGGAGAAAACUUUCUUUAGAAAACUUUCCCAGAACAAUGAUGGUAUAUGACAUUAUGGACUACGCACAGUCUGGGAAGCUGUCUCCAAGACUUAGAGUGAAACUGCCAUUGCUGCUACUGAGGCCACAAAAUGAAGAAAUGUAUCGUGCUCAAGUCUUGGCAGUUUGUGAACUCAGAUCUCCAACACCAUGUCGCACAAUUGCUUCUCUAUCAAAUAUAGACCAAAAAUCAGUGUGCAGACCUUCUGAACGUCGUUCUCGCCAAGCUAAGCAGAAGAUUGCAAAAAUGAGGAAAGCAUAUAGGAUUGAGAAAGGAGGAACCGAACCACAUUUAAGUGAUCAGAAAGAAAAUACGGUUUUAUUUGCUGAAGGUUCAAGCACUGUAAGUCUACUUUCAGUUGAAGACUGGGAGAAAGAAGCAGUAGAGCUGUAUGACUGGGCCAAAUCUCUACGAACUGAAGAUAUUGGGGAAGACUGACCUACAAUAAAUAUUUUUCUCCAUGCUUUUUCCACUUGAAUAAAACAGUUGUAGAAAGCAAAUAGAAUAUAUAUAUUAUUCUUUUUUUAUAGUAUGCAAAUCUCCUGCCGUGGACCCAUUGUAAACACAGCCAUGAGAAGAACAUUAAUAAAUAAUAAAAUUAUUUCA
This is a messenger RNA of Varanus komodoensis (Komodo dragon), 1236 nucleotides long. It is a transcript of the gene CUNHXorf58, whose product is annotated as chromosome unknown CXorf58 homolog. The record is from RefSeq and is a predicted model, not a curated record. Lineage: Eukaryota; Metazoa; Chordata; Lepidosauria; Squamata; Varanidae. The transcript has 8 exons. The coding region runs from base 31 to 1068 and encodes 345 amino acids.